Humulus lupulus (European hop) is the source of this 2579-nucleotide messenger RNA. Its product is annotated as phenylalanine ammonia-lyase-like. The transcript is spliced from 2 exons. Gene Ontology annotation, molecular function: phenylalanine ammonia-lyase activity. The coding region runs from base 132 to 2261 and encodes 709 amino acids. Lineage: Eukaryota; Viridiplantae; Streptophyta; Magnoliopsida; Rosales; Cannabaceae. Gene Ontology annotation, cellular component: cytoplasm. The record is from RefSeq and is a predicted model, not a curated record. Gene Ontology annotation, biological process: L-phenylalanine catabolic process.
AUUUGUUCCUUUCGCAAACCAUUCAUUUCUUCUUAAGCUCUCCACAAUCACACUCUCUAUCAGAAACACUUGGAUAUACUUACUAUUUGAUAAUUAUAUAAAGAUAUUUACUUCUCUUUACUACAAAUUUAAUGGAGAGUUUCUGCAAGACUAAGCCAGCACCCAUCGUCUCUAAUGACCCGUUGAACUGGGGUGCGGCGGCUGAGUCGAUGACUGGGAGCCACUUGGAUGAAGUGAAGAGAAUGGUGGCGGAGUACAGGAAGCCGGUCGUCCGUCUCGGCGGCGAGACGCUAACAAUAUCCCAGGUGGCUGCCAUUGCCGCCGGUGGCGAUGUCGACGGAGUUAAGGUAGAACUUUCUGAGUCGUCAAGGGCCGGAGUUAAGGCUAGUAGUGAUUGGGUUAUGGAGAGUAUGAGCAAAGGUACAGACAGCUAUGGUGUUACCACUGGCUUCGGUGCGACAUCACACAGGAGAACCAAACAGGGCGGUGCCCUUCAAAAGGAGCUAAUCAGAUUCUUGAAUGCUGGAAUAUUUGGUAAUGGAACAGAGUCAUGCCACACUCUCCCUCGCUCUUCAGCAAGAGCAGGUUUGCUCGUUAGGAUCAACACGCUUCUACAAGGCUACUCCGGUAUCAGAUUUGAGAUCUUGGAAGCCAUGGCCAAGCUCCUCAACAACAAUGUCACCCCAUGUUUGCCAUUGCGUGGAACAAUCACUGCAUCUGGUGACCUUGUGCCUCUAUCUUACAUUGCCGGUUUGCUCACGGGCAGGCCUAAUUCCAAGGCCGUCGGCCCCAACGGUGAAUCCCUCACCGCAAAGGAAGCUUUCAAAGUUGCCGGCAUCGACUCCGACUUCUUCGAGUUGCAGCCCAAAGAAGGACUUGCACUUGUUAACGGCACUGCUGUUGGUUCAGCUGUGGCUUCUACUGUUCUUUUUGAGACCAACAUUCUUGCUGUGUUGGCCGAAGUCCUGUCAGCAAUAUUUGCGGAAGUGAUGAAUGGUAAGCCCGAGUUCACUGAUCACUUGACUCACAAGUUGAAGCACCACCCUGGUCAGAUUGAGGCUGCAGCCAUUAUGGAACACAUUUUGGAUGGGAGCGCUUAUAUUAAAGAGGCUCAGAAGCUUCACGAGAUGGAUCCUCUUCAGAAGCCAAAGCAAGAUCGCUAUGCACUUAGGACAUCACCCCAAUGGCUUGGACCCAUGAUCGAAGUGAUUAGAUUCUCAACCAAGUCUAUUGAAAGAGAGAUCAACUCAGUGAACGACAACCCUUUGAUUGACGUUUCAAGGAACAAGGCUAUUCACGGUGGCAACUUCCAAGGGACCCCAAUCGGAGUUUCCAUGGACAAUACCCGUUUGGCUGUUGCAGCAAUUGGUAAGCUCAUGUUUGCCCAAUUUUCUGAACUUGUCAAUGACUUUUACAACAAUGGUCUGCCUUCAAAUCUCUCUGGUGGCCGCAACCCAAGUUUAGACUAUGGCUUCAAGGGAGCUGAAAUCGCCAUGGCCUCCUAUUGUUCGGAGCUUCAAUAUCUUGCUAAUCCGGUGACUACCCAUGUCCAGAGCGCUGAACAACACAACCAAGAUGUGAACUCUCUCGGAUUGAUAUCUUCAAGGAAGACUGCUGAGGCUAUUGAUAUUCUCAAGCUCAUGUCCACAACAUUCUUGGUUGCCCUUUGCCAGGCCAUCGACUUGAGACAUUUGGAGGAUAAUCUAAGGCGGACAGUUAAGAAAACUGUGAGUCAAGUGGCUAAGAGAGUGCUGACGACCGGCGUUAAUGGCGAACUCCACCCAUCAAGAUUUUGCGAGAAGGAAUUGCUUAAAGUUGUUGAUAGGGAAUAUGUCUUUACGUACAUUGAUGAUCCCUGCAGUGCUACCUACCCAUUGAUGCAAAAACUAAGGCAAGUACUUGUCGAACAAGCUUUGGUUAAUGGAGAAAAUGAGAAGAAUCCAAACACUUCAAUCUUCCAAAAGAUUGGAGCUUUUGAGGAAGAAUUGAAGACCCUUUUGCCUAAAGAGGUUGAGAGUGCAAGGAUUGGUGUGGAAAGUGGGAAUGCAGGCAUAUCGAACAAGAUCAAGGAGUGCAGGUCUUAUCCAUUGUACAAAUUUGUGAGAGAGGAGUUGGGGACUGGUUUGCUUACAGGAGAGAUUGUUAGAUCACCAGGAGAGGAGUUCGACAAGGUGUUCACUGCUAUGUGUCAAGGAAAGAUCAUCGAUCCCAUGCUGGAAUGUCUCAGUAGCUGGAACGGUUCCCCUCUUCCAAUCUGUUAGUUGUCUUUAUUAAUUGUUUUUUCUUUGUUCUUGAAGUAUCAACCACGCUUUAAAUAAGUGUUGUAAAACUAUUAUUUGUGAGAUGUAAUUUUGAUUCUAUUUUUUAACUUUUCUAUAGAUUAACUUUCCAUGUAACUACACAACAAAAGAUUUACUUAAAUCACACGGAUGAAUAUUACAUUUAAGGGCGUACUUUGGUACGAGUAGUUCAAAAUAAUCUAAUUCAUUGAAAUGUUAAAGGAGGAAGAUAGGAUUGUAUGGAAACUUGUAAACUAUUUUUGGUUGUGUUGGAAUAUUUAGUCAUAUUCUUCUUGUUAA